GAAGAAAAUAGUGUCGGCCUUCGUCGUACUUGUUCAGCGACGUUUAAGCUUCCGUUCACUCCUAAGAGAAACGGCCCAUUUGCACGGUGCAUUUUUCCGUCGACGUUUGGUGAACUCUCAGAAAAAGCCUCGCUGCUGGCGCUUUCUACGCUUCGUUAGCUGCGCGCGUUGCCAGUGUUGGUUCUUCUUCCCUGAGCGAAAGCGAAGCCCUUCGAUGCGCACCGAAAAGGCGCGACAGCGAUUGAUUGACGCACCCGAAUUUCCUCCAAGACACGAGACGCUGAAGCCGAAACAACGACUUAUAAUCGUAUAGCGAGUCUCCUCAGGAGAUACGAAGGCCGACGCGUCGUGAGUGACCCCGAUCGGCGGUGUGAAAUUGCGAGGCCAUCGUCUAUCCGUUAUCUUCACAACAGACGCAUAGGCGAGAAGUGAUAGCAGAGGUCUUCUGAAUAUGAGGCUCACACUCGCAGUGGUCUGCGUGCUACUACGCAUCGCGCUUCAACGCGCGCGAGCGCAGGAAAAUGUGACAGGUGCCGCCGGCGAAGACGACGGUCCGACGGCAAUCGAGAGCGCGGAUGAGGAAUUGGACUACAUGCAACUGUUCCGAAACACCGUGGCCGGUGGCUUCGCCAACAUGCCGGUGGCCCUGCGGAGGAGGCUCCUGAGCGCUGACGUCACGCCCGAGUGCAACGUGGGUCUGCUGCGUUUCAUGCGAGCCAUGCAGAAUCUCGAGCCAUGGGCCCUGAGACUUUUGGACGCUUCCGGAAAGUUCCCUUCAGGCCUGCUGCAGGGUUCUCGUGUUGACCUCGGGGCCUUCGAUGAGUGCCUCGAGACAGAGAUAUACGACACCUACGGGGAUGUGCUCAUGCGUGGCCAGUACUGCAAUCUUCUAGUGUACAAUGAGAACUCCACGGCAUCAGCAGGAAAGAUCCAGACCUUCUCCAGUGUUCUCCAUCCCAAGCUCAAAUACUUUAGCAAUUACUUCUCCGUCGAAGAGCUUCCCGUUAUGCGCAUGGCGAUUUGCUCGGUAGACGAGUGCAACCAACGAGAUUUGCAAGCUUUAGUCGACGCAGUCAAGCCUCCGCUGGUACGUCUGGAAGUAUCAAAUUGCGUGACAGCGCAAGUGGAACCGUGGACAAAUGGCCAAAUUGGAAUUAUGAUGUUUUUGUGCGUCCUUCUAGUCAUCAUUAUUGCCGCUACAUUUACAGACCAUUUAAUGAAGCUCAAGCCAAAACUCAUGGAAAAGCACGGUGCGCUUGGUGAUCUUGUGAGAGGUUUCUCCGCCACGUCAAACACGCGCAUGUUGCUCAAAGUCGCCGAGAAGUCAAACACUGACCAUUACGCCCUGCAGUUCCUGCACGGCAUGAGGUUCUUCUCCAUCAUCCACAUAGUGUUUUGCCAUUGCGGUCAAACGAUGUCCGACAAUUGGUCACGUUACCUGAAUUUGCUCAUCGCCUCUGACAAAUGGUCAUACAUGAUCCUAAGCGCCGGGUUCAGCAGCGUUGGAACCUUCUUUUUCCUCAGUGGAUUUUUCUUGUGCCUCACUAUGAGCAGGGAGAAGAGAGGCGGGCCCAUCGUUUUCAUCAUUGGCCUUAUACAACGACUUAUCAGAACUGCCAUUCCACUGUUCUUCAUCAUCAUGUGCUUAUACCUGAUGCCACGCAUCGUAUUCGGACCGGACACGAAGGCUUUCUUCCUCAAGCUGUACAACGAUGUCGGCAGUCAUUGGUGGCACCUGCUUCUGAUGAUCAGGAAUUUUGUUGAGAUCACAGCGUGGGAUAUGCUUCCGCACACGUGGUACCUGUCCACGGAUUUCCAGCUCUUCAGCACCUCCCUUGUGAUACUACUAGUUUUCAAAAGUCGGAAGAUGCUGGCCGUGGGCGCAUUCAUUCUGUUGUCCUUCCUGGGCUGUGCCAUCGGAACAUGGGCAGUGGCCAGUUCUGACUUGCUGCCUUUCAUGGUGUUUCCCGGGCCCGUUCUACAAGUGAUGUCCAAAACUGUGAACGAAUACUACCUUCGGCCAUACUAUCACGCCGUGUGCUACUUCAGCGGGUGUUUGACAUACCUCCUUAUGGAAGACUUCAGGCAGCGAAAAAUUAGCAAGACCGUUCAGGUGACAGGCUGGUGCGUCUAUGUGAGCUGCGCCUUGCUCUGCAUAUUCAUGAAGCUCGCCUGGUACCGAAGCCCUGACCCCACGUCGGAAGCAGUAAAGCUGCUCGCGGCAUUUUUUGAUCGGAUCCUGUGGUCGGUGUCCCUCAUUUGGAUCACAUUGGCCUGCGCUUCUGGAAGAGGCGGGCUUGUCAGCAAGUUUCUGUCGUGCAAUGUAUUCGUGCCGCUGAGCAAGCUCUCAUUUGGUGUGUACCUGAUCCAUGUACCUUUCAUCGAACUUUACCUACAUGCCUCCAGGGAGCGCGUAUUCUGGUCAAUAUUUCAUUUGACCAUGAUUUUCAUCGCAGUUCUCGCGUGGAGCUACCUGCUGGCCUACCUGGCUUUCCUUGCAUGUGAAGCUCCAACAGGUGCCCUGAGCAAAUUCAUUUUCACCAGACUUGUCGGCGGAGGCGGAAAUGCGAGGAAGCGGCAUAGAACGCAACAACAUGUCAGCGAUGAGAAGCCACAGAUAAAUGUAGAAGACGGUGUGUCGUCCCGAUGUUAAUUCGGCAGCCGGCCGUAUGCUCUGUGUGUCGUCAUUAAUCCGUGCGGCGUCAAUUGUGGACCUUCAGAACGCUCAGCGGAAGCAUCUCGUGGCGAAAACGAUGCAACGGUGGCUGUGAUACUGCGCGCAAGUGAAUGCAAUGAAGGUGUGGUGGUGUCUCUUUUAUAGGGGAAAGCUGGCGAUUACCACUUUACAGGCUUAAGUGGCCUGGAGUCUAACUUCGAUCUUUCUGUUCACACCUACGUUAAACUUAGAAAUCAUCUCAUUAAACAACCGCUUAACGAAUUUGAAGGAAUUUUGGUGCACCCAGAAGGAAAGGCGGAUGCUAACAACAGUACAAAGUAGGAUUUGCGUUUAAAGGCUCAUAGUCUCUACGAAAAUGCUGUGGCGAUUGUGCGGUGAAUGCCAAAGAACCGUCGCACCUUUAUGAGGGCCAGGGUUCCUAAUUUAAAACCUGUGCUCCACUUUGCAAAGUGAAACUGACGGUGCAACAGAGAAGGCCGC
Dermacentor andersoni is the source of this 3157-nucleotide messenger RNA. Its product is annotated as nose resistant to fluoxetine protein 6-like. The record is from RefSeq and is a predicted model, not a curated record. Lineage: Eukaryota; Metazoa; Arthropoda; Arachnida; Ixodida; Ixodidae. Gene Ontology annotation, molecular function: acyltransferase activity, transferring groups other than amino-acyl groups.